CUCUCUCUCUCUCUCUCUCUCUCUCUCUCCUUUUCUUGCUCCCUAGCUUUCUCUGUCCAUCUCUCUCUAACAUAUUAAUUCGUCCUCUUCAUAAACUCCGGCUCUUGCUUGAUUUAAACAAAGUCGAGCUUCCACUUAUCUCCUUCCUCUUGGAGGCUACCUGUCUACAUGCCCUCCUUUCUGUCUCUUGGACCCAUACAUACACGCCUUUCUCCUAUAUUUUAAAGGAAAAAAAAAGGGAAAAAAAUAGAACUAAGCAAAUUAAGGCUUCGUCGAAAGAUUGACGUAUUAGUGGGCCACUCCCUCUCUGGUGCAAUACCCAAUAGCUGGCUGAUUAGGAAAAAAAAUUUCAAUACCAGCUUAUAAUAUCGACAGAUUUAUCUGUCGAGUGAAGAGCUAGCGAUGUGCGACUCCUUCUGGCAAAGGAUGGAGGCCGACCAACGCGGAGACCUUGCGGACAUAGUGCGUGCGGGCGGUCUCACCACAACCCCGAGCCCCGAGUUCCUUCUCACCAGUUGCGGGCCAAUGCCAUCGUUCAGGACAUCAUCGUCAUCAACCGACGCCGACCGGCCCAUGAAUAAUUUUGGCGACCCCUUCGCCAACCUCGGGGACCCUCUGCUCAACAAAUCGACCGGCACGGGCUUCUUCGAUGUACAAGAGACCGCGACGGCGGUGGAGACUGUCGGGGAUUUAGGUCAGAAGUUUGAUCUGAUAGGCGAGAAAAUAGACAAGCAGCCGUGCAACAUAUUCUCGCGGGUGCUUCAGAUCUCUCCGGCGGGUCCCAAUGCGUGGGGUCUGUCGCCGACGGCGAUCAAGCCUUCUCCUUCAAUGCCCGGCGGCAUGGUGAAGUUGGGGGAAGGGUUGGUCGGCGGUGCGGCAGACAGCAUGGCUGGGAUGCAGAUCUCUCCGCCGCAUAGUUCGGGUAUCAAAAGAAGGAAAAACCAGGCAAAGAAGGUGGUGUGCAUUCCAGCCCCGGCGGCAGCGAAUGGAAGGCCGAACGGAGAGGUCGUUCCCUCUGAUCUAUGGGCUUGGAGGAAAUACGGACAAAAACCAAUCAAGGGUUCUCCCUACCCGAGGGGUUAUUACAGAUGUAGCAGCUCAAAAGGAUGCUCUGCCAGAAAGCAAGUCGAGCGUAGCCGAACUGAUCCCAAUAUGCUAGUAAUAACAUACACAUCUGAGCACAACCAUCCAUGGCCGACACAACGGAAUGCGCUUGCCGGAUCGACACGAUCCCAGACAACAAAGAGCAGCUAUUCAGGUUCAAAUAGCUCUCCUCGAAGCCAAAAACAAUCACAAGCACUUAAAGAAGCUACGGAUUCAACAAGCUCAAGUAACAUUAAUCCUCCAGCAAAAGAAGAGGUGGUAGAGAACGAGAAGCCAAUUGAUGCAGCUGAAUAUGAUGAAUUCGAUACAAUAUCUCACCGUGGAUACAAUCCCAUGAUAUCCGAAUCAAGCCACUCCGAUGACUUCUUCGCGGAUUUGGCUGAAUUGGAGCCCGAUCCAAUGAGCCUCAUCUUCUCCAAAGAACUUUCGGAAGCGAAACCUGAUGAGGAGAGGGGAGAUAACGCUAUGGAUCCAUUUGACAUGUUUGGCUGGGCGCGGGAUUAAAGCAUUUGGAGAAGCAAAAGGAGGUUUACAGCAAGACCUUGGAACAUCACAUCAAAUGCCUUGGAAAUUAAGUUUAGAAGGAACAUUAUUUCUUCAUUGUAUUGUGUAAGGAUGCAAUUAUAGAUGUUCAAGGUCUAGCUGUAAACCUUUUGAGCUAGGUUUCAGAUUUGAAUAUCUCUUGGAAGUGGAGGUUUGUUUGUUAAACCAUUUUCUUGUUAUUUAACA
This is a messenger RNA of Ananas comosus (pineapple), 1833 nucleotides long. Its product is annotated as probable WRKY transcription factor 14. The transcript has 3 exons. Gene Ontology annotation, biological process: regulation of DNA-templated transcription. Gene Ontology annotation, cellular component: nucleus. The record is from RefSeq and is a predicted model, not a curated record. Bases 403 to 1608 code for a protein of 401 amino acids. Gene Ontology annotation, molecular function: transcription cis-regulatory region binding; DNA-binding transcription factor activity. NCBI's taxonomy places the organism in Eukaryota, Viridiplantae, Streptophyta, Magnoliopsida, Poales, Bromeliaceae.